Messenger RNA from Megalops cyprinoides (Indo-Pacific tarpon), 738 nucleotides. RefSeq names its product zinc finger protein 486-like. The transcript has 2 exons. Gene Ontology annotation, biological process: regulation of transcription by RNA polymerase II. The coding region runs from base 61 to 738 and encodes 225 amino acids. The record is from RefSeq and is a predicted model, not a curated record. NCBI's taxonomy places the organism in Eukaryota, Metazoa, Chordata, Actinopteri, Elopiformes, Megalopidae. Gene Ontology annotation, molecular function: RNA polymerase II cis-regulatory region sequence-specific DNA binding; DNA-binding transcription factor activity, RNA polymerase II-specific.
GCAAGGAGUACGGGUUUUCUGUGGGGCACAAACAUCUUAAGGGGUUAAAAGGGGACGCCGAUGGCCACAGUGGGAGGUAAAGCAGCGAAGAGGGCCGCAGCUGCAGCCGCAGUGGUCAGAGUGCGCGAGGCCACGGCGGAGCUAAUCCUCACCGCGGAGCCAAAGGGGUCGCCGAAGCACGCCGGCAGCGCGCCCUUCAAGUGCGACAAGUGCAACCGGAGCUUCAGCACGGGCGGCCAGCUGACGAGCCACAGCUGCAUGAAGGACCGGCCCUACGCCUGCACCCUGUGCGAGAAAAGGUUCCUGACCCGGAGCCACUUAAACGAGCACCAGCGCGUGCACACCGGCGAGCGGCCCUACACUUGCUUCCAGUGCGUGCGCUCCUUCACCACCAUGCACAACCUCAAGCGCCACCAGACCAUCCACACCAAGGAGCAGCGCUACCGCUGCAAGACCUGUGGCGUGCUCUUCUGCCACGUGCACAAGGGCGCCUGGACGGACGGAGCCUCCCCGGAGUCCACUCGCUCAUCGCCGAGACAAGGCCUCGAGUCCUCUGCCACGUCCCUGCCCAAGUCCACCUUGGACCACUCCACAGUCAAGAAGAAGAAGGCCAAGCGGCACGCGCCGUCGGAGGUGCAGGUGCCCUGCGGUGGAGACGGGGGCGGAGUGGUGACCUUGCGCAGGAAUGCGGGAGGCAUGCAGAAUAAAAUCGCCUACGACAUAGAAGUGGUGCUUUAA